Molecule: messenger RNA, 4126 nt
Organism: Octodon degus (degu)
Lineage: Eukaryota; Metazoa; Chordata; Mammalia; Rodentia; Octodontidae
Gene: Mapre2
Product: microtubule associated protein RP/EB family member 2
Exons: 8
Coding region: 223-1170 (315 amino acids)
Biological process (GO): protein localization to microtubule plus-end; spindle assembly; regulation of microtubule polymerization or depolymerization
Cellular component (GO): microtubule plus-end; cytoplasmic microtubule; microtubule organizing center
Molecular function (GO): microtubule plus-end binding
Source: RefSeq, a predicted model, not a curated record
AAUCAAGGGUUAAGUGUUCAAACCUGCGCCCGCCCGCGCACUGCUCUAAGAAGAACUUUCUCAAUUAGCAUAGUAUCUGCCCUGGGGCCGCACUGCGAGGCGGAGGUGCGGUCUCAGUCCCGGCGACUCUUUCAGAACUGUCCCGGUUGAGGUCGGAACUGCACCUGCUUCUAAUCUGAGAGAAGUCGCGUUUUACAACUUCGCUGAACAGAACACUGUGGGAUGAAACAGAACAGAGAUCAAAAGGGCCCCAUUUCCCAGAGGAAACGUUCACUUCGACAACCAGGGAGUGUGCCUGGAUGCUCAAGUUGGGGAAUGGCGGUCAAUGUGUAUUCUACCUCGAUAACCCAAGAGACGAUGAGCAGACAUGACAUCAUCGCAUGGGUUAAUGACAUAGUAUCUUUAAACUACACGAAAGUGGAGCAGCUUUGUUCAGGAGCGGCCUACUGCCAGUUCAUGGACAUGCUCUUUCCAGGCUGCAUUAGUUUGAAGAAAGUAAAAUUUCAAGCAAAGUUGGAGCAUGAGUAUAUUCACAAUUUUAAACUUCUGCAAGCAUCAUUUAAGCGAAUGAACGUCGAUAAGGUAAUUCCAGUGGAGAAGCUAGUGAAAGGGCGUUUCCAGGACAACCUGGAUUUUAUUCAGUGGUUUAAGAAAUUCUAUGAUGCGAACUAUGACGGGAAGGAGUAUGACCCGGUUGAGGCGCGACAAGGCCAAGAUGCAAUUCCUCCCCCCGACCCUGGCGAACAGAUCUUCAACCUGCCCAAGAAGUCACACCACGCAAACUCCCCCACAGCAGGUGCGGCUAAAUCGAGUCCAGCAUCUAAACCAGGUUCCACACCUUCUCGUCCCUCGUCUGCCAAAAGGGCUUCGUCCAGCGGCUCAACAUCCAAGUCUGAUAAAGAUUUAGAAACCCAGGUCAUACAGCUUAAUGAGCAGGUACAUUCAUUAAAACUCGCCCUUGAAGGUGUGGAAAAGGAAAGGGAUUUCUACUUCGGGAAGCUGAGAGAGAUUGAGCUGCUCUGCCAAGAGCACGGGCAGGAAAAUGACGACCUCGUGCAGCGAUUAAUGGAAGUGCUGUAUGCUUCAGACGAACAUGAAGGCCACACAGAAGAGCCGGAAGCAGAGGAGCAAACCCAUGACCAGCAGCCCCAACAGCAGGAAGAGUACUGAACCGUCCUGGCAGCUCAUGACACUUCCAUUGUGCAUGGGAACUUUUCUUCUGGAGAAUUGGAAUGUGCGGCCUCAAGCUCAAGAGAAACCAGUUGUUCCCGGCCUGCCGGUACCAUCAAUGCUCUGUUGCAUACGCCAGCCCUGCACUUGGUUCACAUUUCCUUUGCCAAGUUGCAUUAGCAGGCGGCCAUUUUGGCCACCUUCCUGAGAGAUCGUAGGGUUACACGCCUUCAACUUCACUUGGCUGCUUGAGAUUGGUUCUGCUCUUUCCCUCAUUUCUUUCCAGAACAACUCUUCCCUGCCCCAAAACAACCACCACCAUUACCACCCCUUUUUAUCCUGGUGUGAAACAAUGGUAAUUUGAUAUAUGGUAUUUAUAUUGGCAUUUCUCAACCCAGUGUCACUAGAUGUCACAUGCAUUUGUGGUGCUUUGAUGUUUGCAAGUCUAACUUAUGAACAUAAAUUUGGUCAAAUAAUUGGAACAAAGGGAAACAGAUACUUGAUGUGAAAGCCAUAAUGACAGUGAUUUGUGUCGUAGAGGAAAACAUAGGGUCGGUUUUGCCCUCUACUCACAGAAAAAGGAGAAAACUGAUUUGAAACUGGGGCUUUGAGGCCCAGCGAGCAGUGUUCAUAGAGCAGCAUGUUAGACAACCAUGCAGUAUGCUGUUAGUUUUGAAAGACAUUCGCUCAAGGAAGACACCAUCUCAACUUUGCCCUCUCUCGGCGUGCUCCUGCCCUCCCGCCCCUCUCUCCCAUCCACUUCCCAGGUUCUUGUAUUAUUUUCUUUCUCAGGGUCCUCUUUGGUGGGCAGCCACUCUCCCCAAAAUGUCAUCAGUCAUCUGCAGGUCAUAGGAGGUCAUGGAAGGGACAGGCCCUCUUGCCUCAUCCCUCUUCCUCCUCAUUCACAGUAGGGAUUUCCUCCUGAAGGGCGGCUUCAGGGUGUGCAGGCUACAUCGGGCUCUGCAUCCGGUUGCGCACUGGCUGAAAAGUGGGAAGCAAACACCUCAGUCCUAGGAGAGCAUAGUUCCAAGGGAGAAUCAUAGUUGUGCAGUCUGGUGCUGACAGUGGAUCAACAGCACAGAAAAACCUAUGACUCCCAGCAUCUUCUGAAACGAGGAAUUUCCCCUCUUUAACACAAGGGCCCUCCUUGUCUUGGACAUUUGCUAAACCAUGGCAAUCCAUAAACAGAGGAAACAUUGAUGAAUUAAAAGCAUUCCUUAUUUUUUUAACUAAUAUUUGCACAUUUUUCUUAGUCUCUUUCCAAAUUCUUUUGCCUCUUUUUCCCCCCAUCAACCGGCGGUCUCCCUUCCUCGACCAUUCGUUUCACUUGGUUUCUAACUUCAGAUUUACUUUAUUAGCAGGUGCAACAAAAAUAAGAAACAAAUGUCCCCAACCCGCUUUCUGCUUAAUUGAAAGGCUUAAAAUAAAUUUCUGAAUAAUGUAUCAUAAAACUUUGAAAUUUCUUUAUUGAUGGAAUAAUUCUAAAUUCUAGCAUUGAAGUUUGCACCAAAAGAAAUCUUUCCGAAAUAAAUCUUUUACAGCAAAGUUGUAUUUAUUGAGUUAUAUAUGGAAAAGAUGGCUUGUAUUUUUGCGAUGAUUACAACACACUGUGCAGAAUAGGACAGACGUUCCGUGGCGUUUGGUUUCCCUGUCUUCUCUCUCCUGCUCACUCUGCAUUACUGCAGCAGCUCAUGUCUCAGGCUAGAAAGCCUGGCCCCCAGCGGUGACGUCCUCCCCCACCUGGUUACAGGUCGCGGUUGUGCUGUCUACAACAUCAUGCUGAAUGGUAUAGCGCCCCCUUAACCUGUUGUGCUCACUGACUGUAAAAAUAGCUCUUGUAAAGAGGCACAAUAAACAGCUCCUUGCAGAUACUUUCCUGUGGUUCCUAGGGUAUUCUUCAUCUGCCCUGGACAUCUCAGUAAUACCUGUGCCAGGGGGUUGUGACCACUCCUGUCAUGUGGAUGCACAUGAACAGAUACAGCCAGGAUCCCAUUUUCUCCAGAGCCACUUGACACCAUGUAACAUCCUAGCCCUUCCUGAUGACUCUUGCCGGAGCCACUCCGUUCCUUUCUGGGUCCCCAGCCUUCUAGCUAGAGACACCACAGAGAGCUCUCCCAGGAGCCACGUUCCAUUUGGCUUUCAGUGACCGAGGCAGAUCAUUAGAAGAGAGCUACACAUUCCUCUUUCUGUUCACAUCUUAAAAUUCUUCUGUUGUGCUGCUCCCUAGUUAAUGUCACGGGUUCUUUGGGGAAUCUUAACAGCUAUGUUGCAGAGUCAGUCUUUGGCUGUGACCCCUGCCACUGUUCAGUCAUCACUGGCUUCCUGGGUGGAGGGGCCCCAUCGUGUUCUCAGCCUUCUAGUCGGGGCACGUGUUCCACCCCCAGUCACUUGUCAUUGUGCUCAGGGGACAGGUAUCCCUGUCUGCUCUGCCAUCGCAGGAAGGUGACUUCUUGGUACCACUUCAUGCCCGCUGUCGGCUGGAAUAGCACUUCCGUGGCCACUGCCAGAUGGAAGUGAUCGAAGCAGGGGGCAAAGAGAAAGCUCAUGUUCACCCUGAGCAGAAAAGCAGGAAAAACAAAAAGACAAACACCCUAUUGACCCAAGAGAAGUAAACUCCAGAAGGGAACCAAGAAUUCCUCCCUUCCCUGGUGAGUAUUUCCAUUAUUCCGUUACGGUUUAAUAUGCAUUCAGAUUACUUUUACUAAAUAGUACACCAUAAAGCUUUUGUUAUAUAUUAAAUGUAAACUGAAAGGAAUGUAAACAUAUGUAUUGUUAAUUAUAAAUAUAGAUAAGUAAUGACAUACUAGAUGAAAGUCUUAUUUGGAUGUAUCACAUUCAUUUUACAUUACCCACCUAUUGUCGCAUGGUAGAAUAGUUUUUUGUCUGAAUAUGUGAAUAACUUGACUUGCGUUGAUCUUUUUACAUAUUUAAUAAAAAAAAUAUAUGUUAAAAUAUG